AUGGAGCCGCCUGGGCUGGCCGACGUCGCCAUCAUCAUCAACGACGCCCAUCAGCUUCGAAACGGGGUGGUGUCCCAGCCCCUAGCUGUCGGUGGUCUCUAUUAUGCCAGGCAGAUAAUGCCCAUAGAUCUGUCGGACAUGCCAGCGCAACCGCAAGUUGGCAAACGCAGGUCGGAUUGGGCAAGCAGUGCCACGGGGUGCUCGACUUCCUUUGACAACUUCGAUGAUCGAACGGUAUAUUCCAUGUCGACCGCGCCUCCUCGGCGAGGGCCCGUGGGGCAAUACCAAUAUCAGCAGCGUCCAGACAUCCCUGUGCCUGCCUAUGCGUGGCCCCAAUCGUGGCCGGAGCUGGAUGCGGCGGCGCCGGAGCCUGGCGGUGACAUGAUCCUCAUGGGCCUCCCCUGCGAAUUCCAUAAUUUCUCGGACUGUUUCAUUGAGUACGCCUUUGACCAAGUUGAGCAGUGGAUACAACACAUCGCGGACGACCACCUGGGCCAUCGAUUUCCGAGAGAAAGUCGAUGUUGGUUCUGCGACGCGAAAUUCGUCGCCGCAACAAACCACCGUACUGAAAAGUCGUAUGUCUUCCGUGAGCGCAUGCUUCAUAUUGCGGAGCACCUUGAAAAGGGCGUGACGGCCGCGAGUAUCCGGCCAGACUUUCCAUUGCUAGACCACCUUUGGGAAUACCGCAUAAUCGACAGGGCGACAUUUCAGUGGGCCAAGGGACAAAGCGAGCCGAUCCCGAUGCCCCGGGACAUGACAUUCAGCCCCCCCGAGGCCGCGCCGCCUCGAGGUGAGACUUAUCUGGAGGAACGGCGGGCCCGGCAUCACCACAAAAGGUCAACGCACCACAAGACACGCGGUACGAAGUGA
Purpureocillium takamizusanense is the source of this 870-nucleotide messenger RNA. RefSeq lists its product as uncharacterized. The transcript has a single exon. Bases 1 to 870 code for a protein of 289 amino acids. NCBI's taxonomy places the organism in Eukaryota, Fungi, Ascomycota, Sordariomycetes, Hypocreales, Ophiocordycipitaceae. The record is from RefSeq and is a predicted model, not a curated record.